Molecule: messenger RNA, 315 nt
Organism: Striga hermonthica
Lineage: Eukaryota; Viridiplantae; Streptophyta; Magnoliopsida; Lamiales; Orobanchaceae
Source: the annotation of a GenBank genome assembly
AUGAUGUCCAAAAAGUUAGUAGUGUCCUUAGCCAUUAUGGCACUACUUUUGCUAAAUAGCGUAAAACCGAACCAAGCCGCUCGAAUUCUAAACGAAGACGAACAAAUUAUACGGACGAACAAAUGGGGUGCUCGACAAGACCACCUUUUGCUGCCAAUCUUGCAACGUGGCCGGCCCGUGGGCCCCCCGUCGCCAAGUGGUUGCACGUGGGUCCCCGGCCAAGGGGGGAAGCCGUGCUCCGCCACCGUCGGCCAGCGGAGCUUCGCCGGAAAAAGUCAAUUGGAUGCCGCCCGAAACAUAACGGAGCCCAAAUGA